GGCCGGGGCGCUUCGAGGCGCGCACGGCUCAGAGCGCAGCGCCGUUCGCUCCGCACCGCGCCGGCCCCGCAGCGCCCAACGCAGGCAAUCAUGAGCGAUCGGAAGGCAGUGAUCAAAAAUGCGGACAUGUCAGAGGAGAUGCAGCAGGACUCGGUGGAAUGUGCUACUCAGGCCUUGGAGAAAUACAACAUCGAGAAGGACAUCGCUGCUCACAUAAAGAAGGAAUUUGACAAGAAAUACAAUCCCACGUGGCACUGCAUCGUGGGAAGGAACUUUGGCAGCUACGUGACUCAUGAGACCAAGCACUUCAUCUACUUCUACCUCGGCCAAGUCGCUAUUCUUCUUUUCAAGUCUGGUUAGAACCACGGACUGUUACUGAAACUUGCACCUGGGUACAGGAUCUGCACAGGAUCUCCCACCUUCAGCCUUCCUGGGGAAACAGGCCUUGAUCUCCAGGUCUUUUGUUGUAUUGUUAAUGGUCAGGGAUUUUGCUGUAGCAGCUGGUAUUUUCAUUGUGGCUAUAUAAAAAAGCAAAAAUGUCUUCCUUGUAUUUAUUUUCUUUCAAAAGAUUGCUUCUUUGCUAAUAAAACUGUUGGAACAAGUUUA
This is a messenger RNA of Pipra filicauda (Wire-tailed manakin), 606 nucleotides long. It is a transcript of the gene DYNLL1, whose product is annotated as dynein light chain LC8-type 1. Gene Ontology annotation, molecular function: dynein intermediate chain binding; dynein light intermediate chain binding. The coding region runs from base 91 to 360 and encodes 89 amino acids. Gene Ontology annotation, biological process: cilium assembly; microtubule-based process. The transcript has 3 exons. Gene Ontology annotation, cellular component: cytoplasmic dynein complex. The record is from RefSeq and is a predicted model, not a curated record. Lineage: Eukaryota; Metazoa; Chordata; Aves; Passeriformes; Pipridae.